AUGAGUCAGGCCAACUUGGCGGAGCGAGCGAAAGAAGUUCGAGAGGAAGAAAAGAAAACCCUCAAGGACUUGAAGAACCUCUUUCUGAAAUUGGACGCAGAUGGAAGCGGCCAGGUCUCCUUCGAAGAGUUUGAUGCCGCCUUCAGAAUUCCGGAAAUCAGGUACAAGUUUGUUGUCUUGGGCUUUGAUGAAGAAGAAGCCAAGCGUCUUUUCAAGGUCCUGGAUGCGGAUGGUGAAGGAGAACUCAGUGUGUCUGAGUUCACCAAAGGUAUGGCAGAAGUCAAGGGUGAGGCGACCGCGAAGGGCAUGCUCAUUGCGAAGAAGAAGGCUGAAAAGUUAGAGAAGCUCUUGGUGAAAUUGCUGCCCGAAGAUGCUGAUGGAGGUGUGGAGACCCAGGUGCUUGAGGAAGCAGAGCCUGAGCGAGUUGGUGAGCUUCUUGAAACUCAGAUGCGAGGAUUCGAAGAAGCAGCUAAUAUGCGCCUAGAUGAACUGGAGCGGCAGUGUGCGGUGGCAAAGAACGCAGCCAAAGAUUUGGAGGAGCUGAUGCAGAAAUUGAAGACGGAGCUGUCCAAGAAGCGCUUCAUGAGUCAUGCAUCCGCAUUGUUUUAG
Cladocopium goreaui is the source of this 609-nucleotide messenger RNA. Lineage: Eukaryota; Dinophyceae; Suessiales; Symbiodiniaceae. The record is from the annotation of a GenBank genome assembly.